AUGGCUUCGACGCUGGCGUCUUCAUUGAUCUUUGGCAAGAUCACAGAGAGACUGCCGUUUGACUCGCUGUUGCUCUCCCUUUUAGGGGUGUCAUCGCUUUGCUUUUUCUUAGCGGCGUCGAACACGUCCUCUUCGCAGUUCACCUUCUGGGUGUUUUGUCUGUUUGAGGCUUGUGUGGGGAUGUAUUUCCCUACUAUGGGGUUUUUAAAGGGGAAGUUGAUCGAUGAUGGGGUCAGGAGCCAGGUGUACGGGUUUCUGAGGAUACCGCUCAACGUUUUUGUGGUGGUGGCUUUGCUGGUUACGGGGAGGAUGGAGAGCGACAAGGCGUUUGUGGGGGUGUUUAGGGUGUGCUCUGGCUUGCUUUUGCUGGCGGCGGGAGGGUUUUGGGGGUUGGUGGUGAGAAAAAGCGGAGUUGAUGUGCAGGUAGAGUGA
Molecule: messenger RNA, 432 nt
Organism: Podospora anserina S mat+
Lineage: Eukaryota; Fungi; Ascomycota; Sordariomycetes; Sordariales; Podosporaceae
Exons: 1
Coding region: 1-432 (143 amino acids)
Biological process (GO): molybdate ion transport
Cellular component (GO): membrane
Molecular function (GO): molybdate ion transmembrane transporter activity
Source: RefSeq, a predicted model, not a curated record